Molecule: messenger RNA, 696 nt
Organism: Miscanthus lutarioriparius
Lineage: Eukaryota; Viridiplantae; Streptophyta; Magnoliopsida; Poales; Poaceae
Source: the annotation of a GenBank genome assembly
AUGACGCUCGGCAGCAUCCUCACCGUUGCAGGCAUCCUCCUGCUCUUCGUCAUCUUCGCCUUCGUCCUCGCCUCCCUCCAGUACUGCUUCAACGCCAGCAGGGACAGGGACGCAGGGAGCGGGCGGCGGCGCCGUGGUCCGCGGCCGGCCGCCGGUGGUAGCAGCGGUGGGACACGGGCCAGCAGGGCGUCGACCCGGAUCUGCUGCGCUCGCUGCCUGUCACGGUGUACCACGGUUCGGACAAGGGGCAGCGAGUGCGUCGACAUGUGGCUCGCCUCCCACACCACCUGCCCGCUCUGCCGCCUCACCGUCUCCAAGCCCGACGACGUAUCUCCUCAUCUGGCGCCUUCCUUGGCUCUCCCACCGGUCGCGCCGGAGCCCGCGAACUACGCCACCGUCAACCUCCCCGCCAGCGUGCUUCUCGGGGUGUCUGACCACGGCGCGGUCACUGCGGAGACUAUGACCACCGACGUCCCCACGAACCCAUCCACCUUGGUGAUCGAGAUCCCGGAGCUGGCCGUGCCGACGCCGACGCUGACCCCGUGCGACGCUGCCAAGUCACCGGGCUCGGCGAGGCUGAGAUCGUUCAGGAGGCUGUGGAGCUUCGGAAGGCAAGGGGCCGGAGCGACUCCUUCCUGCUCCUGUGCCGGUGCCGGCGCCAGCGAAGGAGUCGACUUGGAGCAGGGUAUCAGCUAG